Molecule: messenger RNA, 1189 nt
Organism: Zea mays
Lineage: Eukaryota; Viridiplantae; Streptophyta; Magnoliopsida; Poales; Poaceae
Product: Acyl-acyl carrier protein thioesterase ATL3 chloroplastic
Exons: 5
Coding region: 135-791 (218 amino acids)
Cellular component (GO): chloroplast
Molecular function (GO): fatty acyl-[ACP] hydrolase activity
Source: RefSeq, marked validated
GGUUGGGUGAAUGGCAGGCUGGCUGCCUCCCCAGCAGCUACUGCCCACUAAUACAUUGGUCAAGCUGGCAAGCCGCCGCGCCACCCGCCCGCACUAGCCCACUCCGGAGUCCGGCCCUCGCCCUGCUCGCCGCAAUGCAUCACCGGUUCGCGGGCCUCGUGCCCACCGCCCGCCCCGCUCUGCCGCCGAUCCACGGCGGAGUCGUCGGCCGGAGCUAUCCGCCCGUCCACCGGUCCUUGGCGCUUCGCCUGGCGCCGUUUGCCUCCGCGUCUGUCCGACGCGCGUGCCGCCCCCUCGCCGUCUCCGCCCAAUCCACCAGCCUCCGGCCGGAGAAGUUUUUUGAAGUGGAGAUGAAGGUGCGCGACUAUGAAAUUGACCAGUAUGGUGUUGUCAACAAUGCAAUCUAUGCUAGCUACUGCCAACAUGGUCGUCACGAGCUGCUUGAGAGCGUAGGCAUCAGUGCAGAUGCAGUGGCGCGCAGUGGGGAAUCCCUGGCUCUCUCUGAGUUGAACCUCAAGUACUUUGCCCCUUUGAGGAGUGGCGAUAAGUUUGUUGUUAAGGUGAGGCUUGCAGGCAUCAAAGGUGUACGGAUGAUAUUCGACCACAUCAUUACAAAACUGCCUAAUCAUGAGCUAAUUCUGGAGGCAAAGGCAACGGCUGUUUGCCUGAACAAAGACUACUAUCCUACCCGUAUUCCUCGUGAACUAUUGUCCAAGAUGCAGCUCUUCUUACCCGUGGACAGCAGAGGGUCAAAUGAAGACGUUAAUAAUCGGAAUAACAGCUGCAACUAAUUCUGGAGGCAAAGACAAGGGCUGUUUGUUCGAACUGAAGACUACCAUCUCAUCUCCAAAACUGUUUAUGUCAUCCAAGCUGCAGCUCCUCAUCGAAGAAUAUAGUAGAAUCCCUCCGUUCUUUUUUAUUUGUCGUGGUUUAGUUCAAAAAUGAACUAGCGGACAAUAAAUAUUCGAGAACGGAUGUAGUAGAAUCUAGUCUUGGAGACUGGCGGCUGCUUGGUCCUGCAGUGCCAACGAAAACCACCUAUGUAUCUCCAUCUCAGGAGCGCUGUCAUAGAAGAGCACAGUCCAUCUUCAUUCUUUGUAACUGUUCACCCGAAACAUUUGAUCCGUUACUGCAGUCGUUUGGUACAGAAAGCUCUUCUUGCUCUGGAGGAAUAAUAUGUGCUAUGUAC